Messenger RNA from Pseudovirgaria hyperparasitica, 828 nucleotides. RefSeq names its product mitochondrial carrier. The annotation marks the transcript as partial. Gene Ontology annotation, biological process: transmembrane transport. The transcript has a single exon. The record is from RefSeq and is a predicted model, not a curated record. Gene Ontology annotation, cellular component: mitochondrial inner membrane. Lineage: Eukaryota; Fungi; Ascomycota; Dothideomycetes; Acrospermales; Acrospermaceae. Gene Ontology annotation, molecular function: S-adenosyl-L-methionine transmembrane transporter activity.
CAGUCCGGCGGUCUCGCUGGCACCACCGUCGACCUCUCCCUAUACCCACUCGACACGCUCAAAACGCGCCUCCAGUCUACACAGGGCUUCCUCGCUUCGGGCGGCUUCAACGGCAUAUACCGGGGCGUGGGCUCCGCGCUGAUCGGCUCUGCGCCGGGCGCCGCGCUAUUCUUCGUCACCUACGACAGCGUCAAAGCGACGCUGCUGCCACUGACACAGACACAAACACAGACACGAGACAGACACACCAAUGCGCUCGUGCACAUGUUUGCAGCGAGUGUGGGCGAAGUAGCAGCGUGUGCGGUACGCGUGCCGACGGAGGUGGUCAAGCAGCGGGCGCAGGCCGGGCUACACGCGAGCAGUCUGGACGCGCUGCGGCAUAUACUGCGGCUGCGGGGCACGGCCGGGUUUGCGCGUAUGUGGGCAGAGCUGUAUCGUGGGUGGGGCAUUACGGUGAUGCGAGAGGUGCCGUUCACAGUGAUUCAGUUUCCGCUAUGGGAGGCGCUGAAGAGCUGGGGUGCGGUGCGGAAUGGGGGGAGGAAGGUUGGUGCCGGAGAGAGUGCUGUGUAUGGGAGUGUGAGUGGUGCAGUGGCGGCUGGUGUGACGACGCCGUUGGAUGUACUGAAGACGCGGAUGAUGUUGGCGCGGGAGAAGGUUGGAACGAGGGAGUUGCUGAAGGCGAUAUUGAGGGAAAGUGGACCCAGGGCGUUCUUUGCGGGGAUAGGGCCGCGGGUUUUCUGGAUCAGUGCGGGAGGUGCCAUAUUCUUAGGGAGUUAUCAGUGGGCGGCAAAUGCGCUUGGUGGAGUGGAGGAGGAGGAUGCGCCGUGA